Messenger RNA from Penicillium roqueforti, 1116 nucleotides. Its product is annotated as Zn(II)2Cys6 transcription factor domain-containing protein. Lineage: Eukaryota; Fungi; Ascomycota; Eurotiomycetes; Eurotiales; Aspergillaceae. The transcript is spliced from 4 exons. Gene Ontology annotation, molecular function: DNA-binding transcription activator activity, RNA polymerase II-specific; zinc ion binding. The coding region runs from base 1 to 1116 and encodes 371 amino acids. Gene Ontology annotation, biological process: regulation of transcription by RNA polymerase II. The record is from RefSeq and is a predicted model, not a curated record.
AUGGCGUUCCGACGACCACAUCGGAAAUCUCGCCACGGCUGCAUGGAAUGCAAGAGACGCCGAGUCAAGUGCGACGAAACCCGGCCAAUAUGCACCAACUGCACCAAGCGUCAUUCUGAAUGUGAGUACGGGUCGUCAACCUCCCUACUGUGGGCAAAUGAAGACCCCACGGCACCAUCUCUCGGGUCCGACAGCGGACAGUCUGGCGACCCAGUACGGGGACUCCGUUCAUCGUUGAGUCCAAGUGCAGGAGCGGGAACAGCAGACUCCUUCGGAGUCCUAGGCCAGCACGGCAGUGAAAAUGCCGCGAUCUCAGCGGGAUCCCCACUGAACCUCAACGACCUGGAGCUGAUGAUGCAGUGGUGCAACACGACAUUCCGGACACUGUCACGCAACGAGCACACCGACCCAAUCUGGCGCUACAUCGUACCCGAAGAGGCGCUCUUACAUCCAUUCCUAAUGCAUGGCAUCCUGGCCCUGUCAUCGCUACAUCUCGCUCGAACAGGGCCGGAGCUGACCCGUCGCGCGUCAUAUCUCAACCGUGCUGUCGCGCACCAGAACCAGGCGCUGGCGCUGUUUCGGGAGCUACUGGGCGACGUGAAGGAGAGUAAUGCCAAGGCGAUGUUUGCUUUUGCGGGAAUUGUGGUUAUCUACACGUUUGCAUUCCCGCAUACACCAGACGUGCAGGAUCCGUGGUCCUGCGUCGAUGAUUUGUACCAGGUUCUCGUUUUGGCGCGCGGCGUGCAGCAGGUUAUUUAUGCGCCCCGGGACUUUACCAGUUUUCUAGAGGACAGUUCCUUCGGUCCGAUUUUACAGGCCGAGGAGACUCAGGGUUCGAUCCCCGAGGACACGACUGCUAUGCUCAAACAACUGCGUGAGGCUAAUGAAGUCUGCGGGGCGCGGGAUAAAAAUCAUGACGUGCAGGUUUAUAAAGGGUCCAUUGCGAAUCUGGAGGAAAUGCUUAGUUGGUGCUACAGCGGGAUGAGGGCAAAAUUGUGUUCUCGUGCGGAACAAAUGAAAUAUCUGCAACGAGCACCAAGCAGUCCUUGGAAACGCAAAUUCGUGUUAGGAAAGGCGAAUUCGUAUACUCCGUACUCCGGUAUCCACUUCGGAUAA